GCCCCACCCCGCGGCAGGCGGGCGGCAGGCUCGGCGUGUCCCUUCCGUCCGGCUCGCGCCGGCGGCGGGAGGUGGCGUGCGGCCCUCAGCCCGCCCAUGGAGGCUUUUCCCUGGGCCCCCAGCUCGCCCCGCUGCGGCCGCGCCCCCGCGCCCAUGGCGCUCGUGCCUGGCGCCCGCUACGUGAGCACCCCGAGCCCGGCGCACCCGCAGCCCUUCAGCUCUUGGAACGACUACCUGGGGCUCGCCACGCUCAUCACCAAGGCGGUGGACGGCGGCAGCGGCGGCUCCCCGCCCUCCUCGUCGUCCUGCUGCUCCCCUCACGCGGGGAUCGGACUCGGGACGCUGGGGCCGGCGCUGGCGCCGCCUGACUUCGAUGAGGACGACGACGACGACGACGACAGCGACGAGCCGGGGUCCCGGGGCCGCUACCUGGGGGGUGCGCUGGAGCUGCGCGCGCUGGAUUUAGGCGCGGGCGCUGCGGAGGCCGGGAUGCUGGAGGAGCGCUUCGCCGAGCUGAGCCCGUUCGCGGGUCGCGCCGCCGCCGUACUGCUGGGCUGCGCGCCUGUUGCCACAGCCGCCGAGGCGACGCCGCGCGAGGAGCGGGCCCCAGCGUGGGCAUCCGUGCCCCGGCUGCAGGCAGCCUCCGGGGCGGCCGCGGCCCGGCUACUGAAGCCGGAGCUGCAGGUGUGCGUAUUCUGCCGGAACAACAAGGAGGCGGUGGCCCUCUACACCACCCACAUCCUUAAGGGCCCCGACGGGCGAGUGCUGUGUCCCGUGCUGCGGCGCUACACGUGCCCUCUGUGCGGCGCCAGCGGCGACAACGCGCACACCAUCAAGUACUGCCCGCUCUCCAAAGUGCCGCCGCCGCCUGCCGCGCGCCCGCCGCCGCGCAGCACCAGGGAAAGCCUGCCCGGCAAGAAGCUGCGCUGAGCGCCCGGACUGCCGACUGCCGCACCUGGCGCCCCAGAGGCGCCGCCAGCUCUGUGUUGGUUUCGCGCUGUCUCCCCCUCGCUGCUGGGGAAGCGACGACAUCGGGAGCUGGCUCAAUUUGGGACGUCGUGGUGGUUUUUCAGAAGCAGCUGCGUGCGGAGUACUUUACUGUCGAGCGUUGUUGAGACCGACGCUAAAAAUCUUUGUCUUUGCAGUUUCUACUUUGCGCACAUCCAGAUCGGCUAAGGCUGGGUGUGUAUUCCGUUAACUGAAAUAUGGCAACGGAGAGGCGCUGUUUAUUUACGGUAUACGUCGAUCUAUUUUAGACGCAUAUCAGUCAGAAACUCUCUAAUCUUGGAUGUUUCGUUUUACGAAUGGAGGCACUUUACUAGGUCUAGAAUAUUUUUUUAAUAGCCUCUAAAUUGAGCUGAAGUUGGGAUUUUAUGGAAUGCUGGGAAAAUGGCUGAUGCAAUUAGUAUUUUAGUUGUCCUUAGUUACCAGAUGAAGCAAGCCCUUGGUGGCUGCAGCGUUUGAGAAGUGGUUUAGUAAAGUUUCCAUUGUUAGCUUGGGUGCGUAUUCCCUCCUUGUGGCUUGUUUCCGUCCUAGCUGGAGGUGUGAAGUGCAGUCUGUAGCAGGUAGAACCCAGCUCCUAUCCUUUUAUGUAACAUCUCUUAUCACCUAACUAGCAACUAGCCUUUUCCACCUUUAAAAAUUGUGCCAAGUCAUAAUCGUGUAUAACUUGGAAAUGGUGCUGUUUAAAAAAAUUGUGUAUUUAUACAGUUAACAGUAUAUGAAUUCAUUAAUCUCACCUAUAACUCCUACUUGGCAUUUUCUCUACACAUUCACCACCCAUUUUCAGCUUUUAAUCGUUUUCGAUAUUAAGAUCAAAGGGGAGAAAGGUAAGAGAGCAAUGUUAGCUCACCAUCAAUUGCUCAAUUUCAAGGUUCCUAAGUAAAAGUCCAUUCCUGCCAUUGCUUCUCAAAUUAAAAUAGGAGGCUAAUUAAUAACUUGUAUUCAAGAAGGUCCCACUGUAGGCUGUUUGGCUUCCGGCAUAUGAAAGGUCCACCAAGAUAAGCACUAAAAGAACUACCUACCCUGUUCUGUUAGGGGCUGGAGGCAAAGGAGCAUUGUCACUGAAGAUACUGGUCUGCUUCUGGAACCCCACCAGCUACCGGUGAAAUUAAAACCGAUCCUUGGGCAAAAGGUUUCUGUAACCUGCAUUACUUCCCGCCACGCAUUUUUUCUGCCUGGCAUUUAGUUCAGUGGUUCCACCGCCUGCCUCGCGUGGGCAAGGCCUUGAGUUCGAUCCCUGGUACAAAAAAAAUAGUUCUUGCAUUUUUAAUCUGCCAUGCUAAAUACUAUGGCAUGUGGCUACCUACCAUCAAAACAGAUGGAGGCAAAAACGGAAGUGAGCUAAGAAUUCAUCAAAAAUGCAUAAACACCACUAUCUGCAAUGCAAGUACCAGCAAGAGAUUUAGUCUGUAUACAGCUUCCAUUUAGCUGGGGUAUUAGGAGUUAUACUGCUUUGUUUUACAGCUUUCUCCACAAUAAAUUGGCUUGAUAUUUAA
Molecule: messenger RNA, 2498 nt
Organism: Heterocephalus glaber (naked mole-rat)
Lineage: Eukaryota; Metazoa; Chordata; Mammalia; Rodentia; Bathyergidae
Gene: Nanos1
Product: nanos C2HC-type zinc finger 1
Molecular function (GO): RNA binding; zinc ion binding
Source: RefSeq, a predicted model, not a curated record